This is a messenger RNA of Ilyonectria robusta, 803 nucleotides long. RefSeq lists its product as uncharacterized. NCBI's taxonomy places the organism in Eukaryota, Fungi, Ascomycota, Sordariomycetes, Hypocreales, Nectriaceae. Bases 1 to 732 code for a protein of 243 amino acids. The record is from RefSeq and is a predicted model, not a curated record. The transcript has 3 exons.
AUGCAGCGCCCACCGCCCACUGCCGCAGGCCGACCCGCCAAUGGGCAGCGCUGUUGCGGUCUGCGUCGAGGGCGCCCCCCAGUCUGUGGUUUCAUGCUGAUUGCUCAAUGGACGGAGCAGCGAAGGAAUGGCGCGCAGCCAACACGACGGAGCAGAACGAGUGGGAGCGUAGAAGUGUCCACGGGACGGGGGCGACGCAGAGGCGCAAUUGCUACGUCGCAGACACUGGCCGAGAGGAGACGGAAUCUACGGUGGCCGUACCUGGCAGGCCGUUAUUCGUAUGUGACCGAGACCGAGCGGGACAGGGGACGGGCAGUCAACCCAGUCGCUGGGGGCUGGUGGAUUCGGCCUCGUGCACUCAUCCAUCUCAUCUCCUCUUCUCACACUGAGAAGUCCCGUGUCUCACUCUCUCCAUCUUGCAUCGUGCUGUCGAUAUCCCCCUCUGCGAACAUUGUCGGCCAGGCCGGCCAGCAUGAAGACGACCUUGCAAAUGGCCUCACCGCCGUUAUCGUCAUCUCCUCUCCCUUCAUGCAGCAACCGUUGGAGUCACCAGCCGGGCGACACGGGCUAUCUAUAAUGACAAUCUCGACAUGGGCGGACCGGGGCUCCCAGGCUAGGGAUGCCGAAAUUAGCUGGUCGUCCAGUCUCCGUCCCGUUGCACUGGGAAUGGACCACUCCUUUGUGCACGUCCCUCCAGCCUCAUUUUCCCUUGCUCGAGUUAAUCAGCUUUAAUCAAGUCGAGGGAACACAGAGGAGACAAGAGAUGAGAAGCGUCUCGUCUCAGAAAUCGUCCAGAAAUUCCA